Messenger RNA from Thamnophis elegans (Western terrestrial garter snake), 2237 nucleotides. It is a transcript of the gene N4BP2L1, whose product is annotated as NEDD4 binding protein 2 like 1. NCBI's taxonomy places the organism in Eukaryota, Metazoa, Chordata, Lepidosauria, Squamata, Natricidae. The record is from RefSeq and is a predicted model, not a curated record. Bases 110 to 706 code for a protein of 198 amino acids. The transcript has 5 exons.
CCAUCUCAAGUCACGCGGCCGAGGAGCACUGUAAACACCACUAGGUGAGUCCGAAAGGCGCUGCCGGAGAUGAGGAGGCUGCAGCUGCUACCGCCGCCGCGCCGCCGCUAUGGAAGAUAGCCUGGUCCGCGCCUUCGGGGGCCUCAGCCUCCAGCAGCCCCGCCGCCCUCAAGGCAGGCCCCCCGCACGCCGCUUCAGCGGAAGCCUCUAUUUGCUCCGCGGCCUGCCCGGCUCGGGCAAGAGUACCCUGGCCAGGCAACUGAAACGUGAAUUUCCUAAUGCAGUCAUUUUUAGUACUGACGAGUAUUUCAUCAUGGAAGAUGGCACCUAUGAGUUUGAUCCUGAUUGUUUGGGAGACGCACAUAAGUGGAACCAGAAAAGAGCACGUAAGGCUAUGAAGAAAGGGAAAUCCCCAAUUAUAAUUGAUAAUACCAACAUCCACGCUUGGGAAAUGAAGCCAUAUGCAAUAAUGGCACUUGAAAACAGAUAUGAAGUUAUAUUUCGGGAGCCAGAUACACGUUGGAAGUUCCAUGUUCGGGAAUUAGCUAGACGUAAUCAUCACGGUGUUCCAUUUGAGAAAAUACGAUGGAUGAAAGAGGAAUACGAGCAUGAUGUUACCUUCCAUACAGUGCUUCAUUCUGAAGAACCAGCCAGAUACCACAAUUCUGGACGUUACUUUUCCAACAACAGAAUGAAUAAGUCAUGAAAUUGAAGGAUUUUAAUGGGAGACCUAGUGGGAGAUUUUAAUGGGAUUUUAUAGAUUUUAUCAAUUUGUAUAUUGUUUUAGAUUCUUAGCAAUUUUCUAUUUUUCUAUUGAACUAAAGUAGGUCUUAACCUGUUUAAACUUGAUGUUCCAUAAUUAUUGCAGAUUUUAAAGAAAAUUAUAGAAGAAAUAAUGUAAACAUAAACCAUAUCAUUGUUGCUUUUUUACGUUUUCAUACUAGGUUAUAUUCACACAGAAAAUUACAGGAUAGCCCCUCUUUAGAUCUACAUAUGUCAGCCAAAUACCAUGCUGACUGUUGGCAUUAAAAUGCUAACCAUGAUAUAUGAGAUAUCAUUUCCCAAAUCCUCAGAUAUUAAGAAGAGCAAUUCUGUGGUAGCAGCAGUCAUAAAUGUGUUUGAUUUCUCACUGACCAAAAAUAAGACUCUAAUCCAAUGGCAGAAAUGUUCAGUGAGUCAGAAGCCUGAGCUUUCAAGAGAACCAGAACCAAGCAUUUUAUGAAUGGCAGUGGGUGAAGUUUUGGAGCUGCAGGAUAAGUAAACCUGAAGCUGUUCCCAGUAUAGAUUUGUGAAAUCCUCAGAAUUGUAAUGGUUGUUAAGUAAUAUUUAACAUAAGAUCUUGUUUCCUAAGUCCUAUGGUUUCUGUGUUCUAGAUUCUGUUUUUAAAAUGUGUAUCCAUAGUAUGUGGCUUCUUUUACUUUUCAGAUUUUUGAUUUCCCCUUUAAAAAAUCCUAUUCAGGGUAUUGUUCAAAGAUAUGUGAUGCUUCAUUAGAUCCCUAUUUUUGAAUUCCUGGUUCUGAUGGGAUUUUAUAUAGCUGGUAGUAAUUUGCUAACAUAAAAUACUACAGAGCAAAAGUACGGCCUCAAUUUUUUUAUUUUUACUCUACAAAAAUGGUAAUAUUGUAGAAUUUGGGUUUUGUGAAACAAGAUGCACCUCAACUUUCCUAUUAAGUAAUAAAUACUUAGAUGAGUCAGAAACCAGCAUAAAUGUUGAAAACUAGAUACGGACUAAAACCAAAAUAUUUAAAUUAUUACAGCUGCUAUUAAUAUUGAAAAUAAACUUUUCAGAAGAAAAAAAAUUCACAUCAUAGUAAAAACUGGAUUCUUUCUCUUCACCUGAUUUUUAUUUAUUCUUUAAAAAUUAGCUAUAACAUUCUAUUUUUUUAAAUGUUUAUUAUAUUUUAGAGAGACUAAUCUUGCAACAGGUUCCAAUUUUAGGCACCCAAGCCAAUUAAAUUUGUGAAGCAUAUCAAGCAAUUAAGAAGAUAUAAUUAAAUAUGCCAGGAAUUAACAUAUCAUUUGCAAUGAAUUUAACUCUUUUAUCAUGGAUAUUAUGUAGUUUUUAAAAUGAAAUUGUGGCUAUUUUAUCCAAACAAAUUUAUACAGGUAAUGAUCAUUUUAUUCAUAGUUGAAAACUGCUACUGGUUUAUAAAGAUAGAUUAGUGUUCAGCAACAUUUUGUCAUUAUGAUUUAGAGAUCACUGUAAUAAUAUAUAUUUUUGCAGAAAUCAGUUCUUG